GAAAAUGAUCUUCAAAAUAACUGCACACCAUGGGACCAAAAUAUCAACAUGCAUUGAAUAUUUUUUUCUCUUCUGUGUCUGACGUUUUGAAUGUGAACAUUUCAAUAUGCUUGCACGUCAGUGGUUCGCACAUUUGUAGCCGGUAAAUCACAAGCUGCGACGUCAAAGACAUGCAGAACUACGAUUCCCAGAAAACCCUAGCUGCUAGAACCGGAAGUCCAAGCUUGUCCAUGGAAAAGAGAGAAGUUGAAAAGGAUUGCCAGUAUCGAAGCAGUAAAUGAGGGAAACGUCCGAAUUCCGAGGUUUCCAGAAAUUGCCAUAAUCUCUGUCGGGGCAGGGUAGGAUCUUCAUCCACCUAUUUGCUUGUUGCUAUGGCAAUUCUAUUUGCUGUGGUAGCUCGUGGCACCACCAUCCUCGCCAAACAUGCCUGGUGUGGUGGCAACUUUCUCGAGGUGACCGAACAGAUCCUGGCCAAAAUCCCCUCCGAAAACAACAAGCUUACUUACUCCCAUGGCAGCUAUCUCUUCCAUUAUGUCUGCCACGACAGAAUCAUCUACCUGUGCAUCACAGAUGAUGAUUUCGAGCGGUCACGAGCCUUCAGCUUCCUCAAUGAGGUGAAGAAGCGGUUUCAGACCACGUACGGGUCAAGGGCACAGACAGCCCUGCCCUAUGCCAUGAACAGCGAAUUCUCCAGCACACUGGCUGCACAGAUGAAAUACCAAUCGGACCCUCGGGGAACCGAUCGCGUGACAGAGACGCAAAUGCAGGUGGAUGACCUUAAGGGCAUCAUGGUCCGAAACAUUGAUCUUGUGGCUCAGAGAGGAGAAAAGCUUGAACUUCUCAUCGACAAGACGGAGAACCUGGUGGAUUCGUCGGUCACCUUCAAAACAACAAGCCGUAACCUAGCUCGUGCCAUGUGCAUGAAGAACCUGAAGCUCACGGUUAUCGUAGCACUGGUGGUACUGGUCGUGCUGUACAUCAUUGUUUCCGCAGCCUGUGGCGGGCUUAGCUGGCCCACUUGCCUCAAGAAGUAGGACGACAGACAGCGAGUGAAAGAGGGGAAAAUAAGCGACAAUAAGAAGAAAAAAACAUCAAGUUGACAUAAAACGCCUCCUACUCUUGCUUCCUGGGGGUCUGUAAGGGAAAAACAACAAGUAAAAGAAAAACACAAAAGACGGCACUCUCAAGAAACAUUUUUGUAACCACUUGAGCUCCAUUCUUACUUCGCCUGGUUUGACCCUCCUCUCCUCCUCAUCUUCACCAUCUCGUCCUUCCUGCUCCUGGUCUUCUGGAGGAGGAAGUCCAACAGGAAGUCACGGCGAACGCCGGCCACACCGAUGAGGAAGUGGAGGUGUGGCGACAUUCCCCCCUCACCCCGCCCCAUGCAACACCACACCAGCCAGUAGCAGAGAUGCAGACUUCAGUGUGACAAACCACAAACUUUUGCCCAUGUUAUGUUUGUUUGUUUUUUCCCUUCUCCUUUCCCCUUUUUCUUUUGUUCACAUAAAUGCAGUAGUAUGAUGGAAUGAAGACGAGUUGGAUUGACUGACUGACUGACUGAACAACAUAACUGACUGCGUUCAACUAGGCUAGUAGUGUGUGUUUGUAAUCUUCAGGUUUGAAGCAUGGUUUCACUUUUUUUUGUUGCUUUGGUUCCUUUACGACACCAGUCACAAGAUCCACUGUUUCAAGUGAUGUACAUGGACAUGUUCACUUCCAGUGCAUAAGAGAGGAGUUCUCCACAGGAAGUGACAUUCAUCAGGGUAGCCUUUGACCUCCCUUCUGAUUGGUCAUAGUUUAACGGUUAUGGUUGGCUGGUAGAAAAGACCAUCUUACUAGCCAUGUUGACCCAUUAGUGAGCAUGUUUUGGCUAGUAAGAGUACUGUAACAUCUACAAGCCGGUUUGGCUGGUAGUGGAAAAAAAGUUAAUUUAGGGCCCUGGUUGUUUCAUGUGGAUUGCUGCCUAAAGGAGCAUCUUUGCCAGUGAGUUGAAGUGAGUUGGUUGGUUGGGUCAUGGGUUUGCUUUGCGACCCUCCCUUUACCUACUAAACCUCAUAUGACUUGUGUUAAUAUCAUCAUCAUCAUAUUAUAUGUACGUACUACGAAGCCUUGCUGUCAGUAAGUGUAGCCAGCCAUCAUGUAUUCCCCUUUAGAGAAAAGAGUUGGAGCUGUCUCCCAUAGCGCAUUUGUGCCAAGGGCACGCCUCAUAUGUCUCAAAUCCUCUAUUGGAAAUCAGCAGGUUUGUAAAAAUGUGCUUACCACUGUCCAAAGCGGACAUCGUUUUGGGUUGUCCUGGGUUUUUUUUGUACAAUGUGAAUCUUUUUUUUUUCUUUUUUUUUGGUACGUAAUGCAAACUGUGGCCAUAGUGCAAGCUUCUCAAUCCUUGCCAGUCAUCCCUCUGAUUCAAAAUGUCCCAUACCUGAGGAUGGAGGAAACACCUGUGUUGUAAUGCCAGUACCUGUAACUCAAAAAACGCCAGCGCCGUGUGUCAUUCUUUUUUUUACUUUGAAACUGAAAUGUCAGGAUGCUUGGUCAACAAGCAUGGCCUUCUUCACAUGAUUUCCUGUCGAGUAGACAUGUAUCCUCUCCCAAACAUCCUGUGAAUUCACCAUCCAUCUAAUGCCAUUUUACAGUACCUCUCAUGUGUAGGUCUCAUUGACACUGAAUAUACGUCAGUGGUAGAUCUGGACUAUUGAGUCAGGGUAUUUAAGGGCAGGUACAAGCCUGCUAGUCUGUAACAGCCAUAGAAAUAAUAUAAAUACAAAAUCUGGAUUCUGGACAGCCAGAUUAUAGCAGGUAUCGCCAACAUUUAGAAUAACUUCAGUGUGGGAUUUUAUUUUGUUUUUUUCAGAGUAGCAAUUUCAGUCAUCCUCUUCCAAAUGUUUUUUCAACAAUGCACUUUUUACAUAUUACUUUGCUUCCUGCCAUGAUGUCUAUAAUCAUGUAAUUAUUUAAAGAUUGUCUAUCUAAAAUUUUAAAUGAAAAUAAAAAAGUAUUGUAAAUCA
Engraulis encrasicolus (European anchovy) is the source of this 3005-nucleotide messenger RNA. RefSeq names its product synaptobrevin-like 1 (gene vamp7). Lineage: Eukaryota; Metazoa; Chordata; Actinopteri; Clupeiformes; Engraulidae. Gene Ontology annotation, cellular component: SNARE complex; membrane. Gene Ontology annotation, molecular function: SNARE binding; SNAP receptor activity. Gene Ontology annotation, biological process: endosome to lysosome transport; exocytosis; vesicle fusion. The coding region runs from base 372 to 1034 and encodes 220 amino acids. The transcript is spliced from 8 exons. The record is from RefSeq and is a predicted model, not a curated record.